ACUGCCUCCGCAGACAACUGCGCGUUAGCAAGCUCCAUCAAGCAGGAUGCAUGCAAACAAAAGUUCUCCACGAAAAAAGACGGAUGACGGCGAGGCGGACCUCACCGUCGACCUGUAUCCAUUCAUACGCGAAUACAAAGGCGGCCGUGUGGAGCGCUUCCUGCGCAGCCCAUUCGUGGCAGCGUCGGAGGAUGCGGCUGCCAACCGUGGCGUGGCAACGAGGGACGUCGUUGUCGACGAAAACACGGGAGUAUCGGCACGCCUGUUUCUUCCCUCCAACGCAGCUGCUGCUGCUGCCACCGGCGGCGAGAGGCUCCCCGUCAUCAUGUACGUCCACGGCGGAUCCUUCUGCACCGAGAGCGCCUUCUGCCGCACGUACAACAACUACGCCAGGUCACUCGCCGCGCGCGCCGGGGCGCUCGUCGUGUCCGUUGAGUACCGUCUCGCGCCAGAGCAUCCCGUCCCUGCGGCCUACGACGAUGCAUGGGCGGCCCUCCAGUGGGUGGCAUCCGUCUCUGACCCCUGGCUCUCCGACUACGCCGACCCCGGGCGCACGUUCCUCGCCGGUGACAGCGCCGGCGGGAACAUCGUCUACAACACGGCGGUGCGUGCGGCCAGCGGUGGUGGCACUGGAAACCACAUCGACGUCGAGGGCCUUGUCAUCGUGCACCCAUACUUCUGGGGCGUCGAGCGGCUGUCCAGCUCCGAGCUAGUCUGGGACGGCGGCGCCAUGUUUACACCCGAGUUCAUCGACGGGGUCUGGCCGUUCGUUACGGCGGGCCGUCUCGGCAACGAUGAUUGCCGGGUCAACCCUAUCGACGAGGAAAUCGCCUCGCUGACAUGCCGUCGUGUGCUAGUCGCCGUCGCCGAGAAGGACACCCUGCGUGACCGCGGGCGCUGUUUGGCGGCCCGCGUGCGUGACUGCUGCGCGUGGGCGGAUGAUGAGAACGCGGUGACAUUGGUGGAGUCGGAGGGCGAAGACCAUGGCUUCCACCUGUACAACCCACUCCGUGCGACCAGUAAGGUUCUCAUGGAGGCCAUAGUGCAGUUCAUCAACCAGCCCACCGCCAUGCCAUUGCCGGCCGCUUUGCUCCCGGAGCUGCACGAGCUGCAUGCAUGCGGUGGUAACAAGGAGCCAUCUGCUGGUGACAUGGGCUCAUGCUUGCCUAUUCUAGGCGUGCCUACUAGGCCGUAUAUGGACGUAUUUGGUUAUGGCAUGGCCAUGAAAGCUUCGAGUGUCCCACAAGGUAUGACACGUACUAGCUGCUUACACAUUGGUGGACAGGGGAGAAGAGCAUCCAAGACUAGAUACGUGUUACCUUUGAGCCAUGUCGUCAGGCAUGACAAGACGAACAUGAGGUUCUCGUUAUCAGCAGCAACAGCUCCGGGGACUUGUGUUUUUCACAACUUCAUCUAGUGGACGAUGGUGUACAACUCUACAUGCAUCCAUGAUCCCAGGUGUCAGAAGGUCGGGGACACCGGUUGUGCAUGCUCCAGCGUAAGUGCUAGUAAGAAUAUUACAGGGAAGGUACGUAAAAGGUUAACAGUAGGUUAAUACCAAUUACCAAGACCCCUAUAUAUCCACCACACCACCAGCUGCUUUGGGCCAAAGAAAUCUAUAUUGUGUAUGUUUUUUUUUUUGCGUGGUGUAUGCUCUUCUUUCUUAUAAACUAUGUAUGUAAGAUCGAUGUAUGAAUAAUGUACUAGUAUAUUGU
This is a messenger RNA of Triticum dicoccoides, 1715 nucleotides long. RefSeq names its product probable carboxylesterase 5. Lineage: Eukaryota; Viridiplantae; Streptophyta; Magnoliopsida; Poales; Poaceae. The coding region runs from base 47 to 1417 and encodes 456 amino acids. The record is from RefSeq and is a predicted model, not a curated record. The transcript has a single exon. Gene Ontology annotation, molecular function: hydrolase activity.